AUGAAGCAUAAGAGUGAGGCUUUCGAGAAAGUCAAAGAAUACCUCACCUUUAUUGAACGACACUUCGGGCACCUGCCGAAGAUAUUGUGCGUCGAUAAUGGGUCCGAAUACAUUAAUAAGGACCUGAAGGGAUGGUGCUGUGAGAAGGGAAUUGAGCUGCAAACGACAGCACCAUACUCACCUUCGCAGAAUGGUGUAGCUGAGCGAUUUAAUCGCAUGCUAUUGGAGCUUGCUCGUGCAAUGUUGAUUGCGAGGAAGCUUCCAAACUUCCUCUGGGCGGAAGCUGUUGCAUACGCAGCAUACCUGCAAAAUCGAGCGCUGAUGAAAGCACUGCACGGGAAAACUCCGGAAGAGGUGUGGACGGGCAAGAAGCCCAAUGUCGCGCACCUACGAGGAUUUGGGUCAGAUGUCUGGAUUCUGACGGAAGGCCAGAAUCUCUCGAAACUCGAGCCAAAGUCGAAGAAACACACCUUUGUAGGUUUUGCUGAUGGCCUGAAGGCCGUGCGCUACUACGAUGUGGGUGCGCGCUUGAUCCGAGUCUCGCGAAAUUUUGUAUUCGCGGAUGCCCCGAACCCAGCAAGCAAUGUUCCUGUACAUCAGCUUGAUGACAGUGACAGGCUGCCGCUCAAGGGGGAGUCAGGGGGAGCUGUCAAGCAGCAGCCUCCCACAUCUGCAUCAAAACCAGCAUCAGUACCUGUUAAAGCUGAUCAGUCUAACAAGAAACACGAUGGAAACUACAUUAUAGAGGAAGACUUACCUCCCGAGAUACAGGAGAGCAUGCGAGAGCAACCGACAUUCUUGCCUGCACCCCCGAAGAUCCCUCUUUGUCGUAUGACCCGCGCUACGCAGGACCAUGACUAUCGAAGGAUGGAUAACCCCCAUGCACAGCCCGCGAAGUCGCACGAGCUGCCGGGAGUGCCAAAAGAGAACGCACCUGGUGAGAGUGCGAAAGUCGCCGUGACGCCCGAAGAAUUUGAAGAGAUCGUGCAGGCGCUGUAUGCGACAGCGCUGGCAUUGGGCGACAGAACGGCAAGUGCAGGAGAUGAGCCAUGA
This is a messenger RNA of Sparassis crispa, 1053 nucleotides long. RefSeq lists its product as hypothetical. Bases 1 to 1053 code for a protein of 350 amino acids. NCBI's taxonomy places the organism in Eukaryota, Fungi, Basidiomycota, Agaricomycetes, Polyporales, Sparassidaceae. Gene Ontology annotation, molecular function: nucleic acid binding. Gene Ontology annotation, biological process: DNA integration. The transcript has a single exon. The record is from RefSeq and is a predicted model, not a curated record.